GCCCUUCUGUAUAUUUUACCGUGCCCAUGGAAGCGUUCUUGGUUAUAUCAGUGGUUCAUCGUGUCUCGGAACCGGCGUAACAGAUUCUGUAGGAAGUUCUUUGAAAUAGAUGUACAUCGCUCGAUAGUCUCACGAGAAAUAUCAAGCCUGACGGUAUAUGUAUAACAUUUUCAACCAUGCCUGAUCAACCAGACAUUCGCCUGGCCACGCCAGAAAGUGAGUGCAUCACAUCAAAUACACCGAUGGACAAACAUACUCAUAGGAUACUCGUCAGACGUCCCUACAAUCCACCAAUUCAUCCUCGACCUAGCCUCCCACCAAUCCUCCCUUUACAAAGUCACCGCAACCCUCGACUCCCUCUUGAAACCCUCUCCUUCCCCAACGAACCCCCCAAACCCGGCGGCGCUUACACAGCCCUCAUAACACCCCCAGAAACCCCCGGAAACCCCUCCCCAGCCCCUGUCGGCAUGGUCCUCUUCUACUACAACUACUCGUCCUGGCGCGCCGCACCGGGGAUCCACCUCGAGCAGCUGUACGUGCAGUCUAGUGUCCGGGGUGGCGGGUAUGGGUUUAAGUUGUUGAAGUAUUUGGCGAACAAAGUUGUUGAGAUUGGAGGGGAGAGGGUGGAGUGGAGUGUGCUGAGGGAGAAUGAGAUGAGUAUUCGGUUUUAUGAGAGGGUUGGAGCGGAGGGGAGGGAGGAGUGGGUGAAGAUGAUGCUUGAGGGGGAGGGGCUGGGUCGGUUGGCGGGGGAUAUUGGUGUUAAUGUAGAGAAUUGACUGUAUCUAUCUAUAUCCGAGUCCAUAUCCACUGUUUCAACUGUCAUCUGUAUACAUACUUAGCAAUGCGAAUCUGACACGAUCUCGAUCUAUCGGGACUAGUGGCAGAUCCUACCUUAUCGAGUUUAGAACCAGGGCACAACCCCCGCCAAGCUU
Molecule: messenger RNA, 932 nt
Organism: Aspergillus glaucus CBS 516.65
Lineage: Eukaryota; Fungi; Ascomycota; Eurotiomycetes; Eurotiales; Aspergillaceae
Product: GNAT family N-acetyltransferase
Exons: 1
Coding region: 177-776 (199 amino acids)
Biological process (GO): protein acetylation
Molecular function (GO): N-acetyltransferase activity
Source: RefSeq, a predicted model, not a curated record